GUGACUGUUUUUAGAUGACGCGGUACACAUACAGUCGUGCACGUGCGCGUGUGCGCGCGGCGGAUAAGAGAGGUGAAGCGUCGCAGGAGGUGUGAGGCUCACCAUGCCAGGCUGCCCGCCGCUGUGCGUCUGCGCCUCAGACCCGGCGAACCUCCGCCUCUCGUGGUCCUGCUGCUCCCAGGCUGCCAGCCGCCGCUGUGUGCCUGCGCCUCGGCCUCAGACCCGGCUAACCCCCGCCUCUCAUGGUUCUUCUCCCGGUCUCAGUCAGCGGACCAUGCGGCUCUUCACCGUCUCUACUCUGCUCCUGUUUUUCUCCAGCUCAGGGCUGGCUCUGCAGAUCCAGUGCUACCAGUGUGAGGAGAUGACACACGACUGCUCCACGCCAGAGUUCAUCGUUAACUGCACGGUGAACGUGCAGGACAUGUGCCAGAAGGAGGUUCUGGUCAAGGAUGAUGGGAUACACUACCGCAAGUCCUGCGCCUCGUCAGGAGCCUGUCUUAUCGCUUCUUCUGGUUACCAGCAGUUCUGCACCGGCAAGCUCAACUCUGUUUGCAUCACGUGCUGUAACACACCGCUGUGUAACGGACCGCGGCAGAAGAAACGUCCCCAACCGUCAGCCGCCAUUGCCCUGACCACGUCCCAGCUCCUUGUGUUUUCGCUCUACGUCCUCGGCCUACUGUCCUUUAUCCUGUGCUGACACGCUGAGUAAAGAUGUGUAUUGAGAGUGGAGACAACACAAACUGGAACUGUAUUACCUGAGACGGAGAAGAAAACAUACUGUGAAAUGUAUGCUCUUUGAGGCCUGUGGUACAGUAUUUGUUCUCUUUUUGUUGCAGCUUGCCUCCAAAGGUCAAACUGGGACAUUUUAUCAUCACGUGCCACAAAUAUGAUCAUGGUGCAGCUGCAAGGGCAGCUGGGUAAUGUGAGGUGGAGGACAGUGCCGUGGAUGGAACAGCUUCUGGCUGUUUUGUUGGGCAGCAGGUGGCUCAUUCGCAUCUGUCUUUGUUUACUUACACUGCAAGGUUAAAAAUGACAUAUGGCAAGAAAGAUAGUAAGUUCAGAUUCAUCAUUCAUUUUCUGAGCCUUAGGAAAAGCUCUCACGGAUAUAUAUCUGAUUUAUGAUGAUGAUGUAUUCUAAAUCAAUACGUUCCCUGGAACAAUCGCCAAUUUCGCUGUAUUGACGAACUGGAAAAAGACAAUGCAUGAUAUGUAUGACAACGAUACUGUUGUUUGAUUCUGGAAAGAAAAAUGCAGUUAGGGAAAAAAAGGUAUUGGAUGAAGAAAAACAUAUGCUAGUGAUUAUUUUAAAGCCCCAUACAGCCCUUAAGCCCCACACAGAUACAUCUUAUCAGUGGAGGCCAUAAAAAGUUCUGUUUUUAUCCUGAAACUUUCCUCCACUGUAACAACCAUUGCAGUCUGCACACACAUAAUGUACAUAAAGCUAGCAUGUUGAAAUACACAAACCUUUUUUUCAAACUACUUACCACGUACGCACUGCAUCUCUAACGGUUGAAAUUAGAGCAGUUUGCAUUGUUGUGGAGCAGCACUAGUGCAGUGGUACGAUGAUAGGCAUCUAGACAUCUACCCUAACUCCUUAUGGACUCAGCCAACUUUUUAGAAAGAGCUCUGAAGUAAUCCUUGAUAGAUAUGCUAGUUCCUUUCGAUUGGGGAAUAUGUCGUGUGGUAAGGCAUCCGUUUGCAUACCUUAAAGCUACAUUGGGUAAGAAUUUUUCCCAUCUAGCGGUGAAAUUGUAUAUGACAACCAACUGAAUAUUACUUUCUAGCCCUUCCCAUUCCGAGCGCAUUUCAACUCCUAAGGUGGCCGAACCCCAAAUUAGCUCUUAGUAUCUCCAUUGUUUACACGCAGCUGUUCUAGCCACUC
Molecule: messenger RNA, 1882 nt
Organism: Perca fluviatilis (European perch)
Lineage: Eukaryota; Metazoa; Chordata; Actinopteri; Perciformes; Percidae
Product: ly6/PLAUR domain-containing protein 1-like
Exons: 3
Coding region: 104-697 (197 amino acids)
Biological process (GO): acetylcholine receptor signaling pathway
Molecular function (GO): acetylcholine receptor inhibitor activity
Source: RefSeq, a predicted model, not a curated record